AUGUGUAUCGCUGUUGCUAUUACAGAUGGCACAGAAAUGGCAACCUUUCGAGGACGUAUUUUGAACGGAGUGCAACAGCAUUUUCCUGAAAAGUAUCGCUUAUAUAGGGCUGCUGAUAAGGGACGAAAAGAUGGUGCCCGCAUUUUUGAACUGACAGGUUCAGCGGAUUCCUUCAUGCGUUGGGAGUAUGAUCGUUGUGCCAGUGAUCGGUCUUCACGGCUUGCGCAGGCAAUUAACUUCAUUGGUGCUGCAGAGGCAUUUUCGAACGAUGAUGAUGACGAUCACGAGCCGGAGCCGAUUUCUUGA
This is a messenger RNA of Gongylonema pulchrum, 306 nucleotides long. The record is from the annotation of a GenBank genome assembly. NCBI's taxonomy places the organism in Eukaryota, Metazoa, Nematoda, Chromadorea, Rhabditida, Gongylonematidae.